This is a messenger RNA of Heterobilharzia americana, 2430 nucleotides long. NCBI's taxonomy places the organism in Eukaryota, Metazoa, Platyhelminthes, Trematoda, Strigeidida, Schistosomatidae. The record is from the annotation of a GenBank genome assembly.
AUGAUGCCUGGUCAGUCGCAACGUGGGAAAAUAAAGUCUAUGAGAGCCCGAAAUCAGCGUAUGCCAAUAUCGUCCGCGAAUGCUUCACGUUUGACGCAUACACAGAAUACAUCCGAUGAAGGUUUGGGGAUAUACGCAAACCCCGGAUUAACUUACAUUCUUGGACGUCAUGUCAUUGCCGAUUUGGGAUUGACGUACGCUCAGGUUGCACAUAAGAAUGAUAAAGGCAGUCGGAAGAAUGUAACUGACAAGACUGUAUUUUGGUCCGAAAUCAAAAUGGUUCGGAUCCCAAAUAUUAAGCGGUCAGAUUGCUUAAUAAAUGACAUAAAGACUGACAGUGAGAUCGCAAAGGAAUGUCCUACCAAUAACUUCGUAGUGGACAAGGAAUUAGUCCCAUUCUUUGCAUCAUCGGAUGGGGUUAAGGACUGUCUAUUAGACCAAGGAAGCUUUUCUGCAGUUGAGAUGUUUGAAACGAACGAAAAGAUGUUCUCAGUGUCAUCUACCUAUAAUGCAGAUCUACGAGAAUACACGACACCUGUUGACCGUUCCGCUCCCAAUUUCCCGGAGACUGAGGCACGGUGUGCAAAACUAGCUCAAGACAUCACCGAGAAUUUUUCAGGUAUGGGCUUAAUGGACGAUGAGGGAGAUAUUAGUUUGGAAAAUGAAGAGGAAAAGUAUAGUGCGGUUGUUCGUCCUGGCACAGUCCAAAAUGCUGUGCGUAGUGCUAAAAGCAGUCAUCGUUCAAAUGUAGUCUCUCAACUGGAAUCGACAGUUAAUAGUAGUGGUAGCCAGUUGUCCCAGGUUUGUAUUCAAUCGAGUAAAGCAAGUCAUAGUGAAGCUGUGCGGGUGAGUAUAUCUGUUGGAGAUACGUUGAAGUCGGACGGUGGUCCUCAGGUCAAUGGUGUGUCUAAACCUUGUGUUCAAAAUGAUAAAGACAAAAGCAAACAAAGUUACGACCAGCUUCCGGAGGUGUCAAACUCUGUUAGCGUGUCCACGACUACGUCAUACAUUAAGAACAGCACUGCAGAUGCUCCUGUUACUUCCGUUGGUAAGACCAGCACAAGUGAAGGACGAGUGAAGAAGUCAACAUUGGAUCCUAAUGCACCAGAAUUUCAACCAAUGGGGUUAUCAUACAAUUCGCAAUCUAUGGUUAACAUAGCUCAAAACCUUCAGUCAACUUUACCCUCUUUUUCAGCGCAAGGUAUACAUAUUCCACAACAUUAUAUGUCAACCAUGAAUGUGAUCUCUCAAGCUCCUCAGCUGCCCGGGCAAACAGCGUUUAUUGCUGCAGGUCAGCAAAUGUACACACCCUUCCCAUAUUCUCAUCAAGCCCAGAUGCAGCACCUGCUAACUACACCAGUGUGCUCCAAUGGCCCAGGAGCAGCUCAACAAAUAAGGGGGAAUUCUUUACCACCUCUGAACCAACAGAGUUAUGCCAACCAUGGCCACGGUAUGUUACCUCAACUGGGACAAGGUGUUUCACUGGGGCAGAUUAUCACAACUCCUCAAAUGAUUACAGGUCACAAUUCUUCAGGUCGUCUCUCUGUUUGUCCUUCGUCUUCCGUCAACUUGACGCGCCAACGAUCGAAUGACUCCCCAUCCGCGGUAACGCAUUGUACGUCGUAUGCCAUUCAACAACCAGCAAUGUCUAUUCCCACUUUCCAAUCACAAGCAGUCUACCAACUACCUCAGCCAAAUGGUGCGUUCCCAUUCUUAGUGUCAAGUCAUCCCCAGAUGGGGUUGCAAUUUCUCCCCGGUUUACCCACUGCGGUCAGCUCCGGUCUUAUGGUCGGUGGUGUUCAUGUUUCACAGGCUUCUAACCAGCAAGUAUGUCCAACUCAUACCAUAAUGCAAAUGCAACCUACACACUUACAACUUCCUGUUGGACAGUCAGACCAAGUAACUGCUCCAUCGACAACACAACAAACCUCACAAUCUCAGCAGAUGUUUCCGCAACACUUCCAAGAUCAUCCUCAUCCUAGCCAGAUACAUUCAUAUCCCAAUGUUCCCGCUCCAUACCAACAUAAUUUGAUGUUUGCUCCUCAACAGAAUGCGUCUGGAUUUUAUCCCGCAAUGGUUGCAGGACCAGGGACGGUGAGUCAUGUUGCUGGCCUGUCGCCUGUUGUUGGUCAACCUAAUCCUCACUCACUGAACGCUAGCAUUCCACAUCAGUCGAAUCAGCCCGAUUCUUCAUUGAUCAAUUCCCAACAGAUACAACAAUCUCAUAUGAUGCCUCAGCCAAAUUGCCAGCCACAACAGUUACUACAGCACUACCCAGCGGUCGCUCAAGCUCAGUUUCUGCAAGCGCAACAGCUAUCUGCUGCUCAGCAUAUGAGCGGCCAACAUCUUCCGAAUAGUCACACAUACCAUGCUGCCCUGCUUGCUGCAAUGACUGCAGGAGGUGCAGCCGGGGCUCCUCAGAGUCACUGA